Thunnus maccoyii (southern bluefin tuna) is the source of this 2419-nucleotide messenger RNA. It is a transcript of the gene malt3, whose product is annotated as MALT paracaspase 3. The transcript has 15 exons. NCBI's taxonomy places the organism in Eukaryota, Metazoa, Chordata, Actinopteri, Scombriformes, Scombridae. The record is from RefSeq and is a predicted model, not a curated record. The coding region runs from base 142 to 2097 and encodes 651 amino acids. Gene Ontology annotation, molecular function: cysteine-type endopeptidase activity. Gene Ontology annotation, biological process: proteolysis.
AGAGUUUACUCCGAUUUAAUUUAAGUUAUGAAUAUUGUGAAGAGGAAAACAUACUCUGGCUAAGGUCCGACAGCUACACAACUGGUACGAGGCUGACGGCAGCAAAAGAAAACUUGCCGAUAAAAAGAGGAAAAUGUACUAAUGACCGGAUCCCGCCCCAAACCCUGCCGAAUAAUGAUCAGAGAUAUUGUCAUAGUGCGCCAUCCUGUUAAUGUGUGUGUACCUGUGAAACACAAAGUGACUCUGAGUGUCCGUGCUGAGGGCUCAGGUAUCCUGCACUACCAGUGGUUCACUGAGAAGGACGAGGUGCGUGGUGGCACUAAUGCAGACCUGACCAUCAAAGCUCAAAAAACUCAGCUCUUUGUUUGCCGAGUGAAUGACAAUUUUUGUAACUGCGUGUUCAGUGACUGGGUGAAAGUGAAGGUGCUGGACAUUGAUAAAUCAGGUUUGCCAUUGCAAUGGGAGGGUGAGCCCCACAUCGCUGUCAACCCUAAACCCCAGAUAGUCCAACAAGCUGCAAAACUUACACUCCGCUGUGCCGCCUUCGGCAAACCGGCCCCACACUAUCAGUGGUACAGAAAUGGGCAACCACUGCUGGACAAGACUAGUGACACGCUCCAGAUUGACUGUGCCACAGCUGAGCAUGGAGGAUCAUACCUGUGCUCGGUGUCUAACGUGCUACAGGAGACCUGGACUGAACCAGUCGAUGUUGACAUUGUGCAAAAUGAUCAACUUCCUCGUGCAGCACUCACAGCCACGGAUAAAGUUGCCCUACUUAUUGGCAACUUGAAUUACUUCAACCACCCCGGUUUGAUGGCCCCCGUUAUGGAUGUACAUGAGCUGGCCAACCUCCUGCAGCAGCUUGGCUUCAGAGUGGUUUCCCUGCUGGAUCUCACCAUGGAGGAGAUGCUGGCUGCAAUUGACAAGUUCAUUCAGCUCCUCGACAGAGGAGUUUAUGGCCUUUUCUACUAUGCGGGCCAUGGGUACGAGCGUGCUGGGAGGAAUUACUUGGUAGCUGUUGAUGCUCCACAACCAUACCGACCUGAAAACUGUGUCUGUGUGCAGAGGGUCAUGCUAGGCAUGCAACAAAGACGGACUGCGCUGAGCGUAAUCCUACUGGAUACCUGUAGAAAAUGGUACAACCAGCACUGCAUACCGUCAACCAUCAUGCCAUUGAAACCCAGUGGGAAUACCAUUUAUGGUUAUGCCACAUGUGAAGAUGCUGAGGCUUUUGAGGUCCAGGAUGGGGGAAAGAGCACUGGAAUCUUCACUAAGUACUUGAACAAGCACAUCCUACAGUCUGAGAAAGUCACACAUGUCUUAGAGAAGGUGUCUGAGGAUCUAGGCAGAGACCCUCUGGUCACAGGCAAGCAGGCGGUGGAGAUCAAACACACCCUAAAGGAACCUCGAUCCCUUGCAGAUCCAGUUUGGACCACCGGCCACACAAGGGAACUACACCUGAGAGAUGUCUGCUGGAGACAAGCAAAUGAGCUGCCACAGAAGAAGCGGCUGAUGUUUCUUUGCGGAGUAGAAGUGGAAGUCAGCUUCUCGGCUUUGUUCUCCAAUAUCUUGGUGGCUUUUGCCACUUUGAAGACUAAAGGCCCCCGAACCCAGGACUGCACCAUCACUCUGAGCAGCAUACCUCUAUUGGAAGACACAUUCUCCGGCCCUGGCAGGUCAGAGGAGAUGGACUCUCUACUAUUUAAGUCAUCUGAUAACCCAGACUGUACUCUGCGACUUUGUGCUCUUCAAAAGCUUAAGGAAUCGCUGGUCAUCAAGGUGGAUUUACACUAUACUCACACGGAAAAUAGGCUGCGACUUACAGAAAGCCAACAGGUGGACAUAGGAAAGCCGAUGGUGGCAUCCUGUAAAUUGUACAAGAGAAAUACAGCAACAGCCUACAAACAAGAAGGUGCUUCUGCUCAAACUAUGGGCAACAUUUCAAGCAGCAAACCACCGCUGCAUCAGACUCUGGCUGGUCCAUGUCGCCCUUUUACCAGAAAGGCAGAGUGUGCUGCUAAAGUUGCAGUUACAAGGAGCAACGAACCUGAGGAGAACGAUGAGAAUGAACUACAAGACUUCACUUUUGGACAUUAAGGCCCUUUUGGUCCUAUUAUUGUAAAUACAGAUUUGAUUAUUUGAUGUGUUUUUACUGAUGUGAGGAGGAGUUACUCAAUUGCUGAUCAUGCAUCUUUACUUGACUGUGGUUUGCAUUUGGUUUUCACCAGCCUUCAAUCCUUAGCUCAACACUGAAGAAACAUUAACACUUAACUUUGCUCAGCACUGAUUUAAUGACAAAUUGUAUAAUACUUGGAAAGACAUUACUUGUGUAUGACACUUUUUCAAUGGCAAGCUGGCUAGCCUAAUUUAUAAUUACUGUCAAUAAUUUAUCUAAUAAAAACUACACCUUUCAUCACUA